AUGAUACACGUGGAAUUUGUGUGGAUGUACUAUGACAUUGCUAAGAGACCUGGACAAGAGAGAGUAAAAAUGGGUCCAUCAAACAAAACUGAAAUGGGUGCCGCAGAAUUGGAGGCACUGAAGCGUCAACUCAAAUGUAUAAACAAGCGUUGCACUUAUGGUAAAACUCUGUACACUGCGAUGGAAAAGGUGUGUGAAUUCUAUGAUGUUGAUUAUGAACCUGGGAAAGAGGUUUGCUCGGCAUGUUUAAAAAAAUAUUUUAAUCAAUAUAAAUUUCCCGAAAUGGAAUUGAAGGAGGGACAGGAGAAGAAAAACCCAGCAAGCAACUUCAAAGAAAAAAUACAAAAAUCUUAAAAACAAUUUUAUGUUCAUAAAAAUAAUACCCAUCGUAUUAAAUAAUACAUUUUUUUUUUUUUUUUUAUUAGUGUUUAACCUUUCUAGAAAUUCAUUAUAUUAGAGAAGUCUAAAAAUGUCAAAUAUAUUUUGAAUAAUAAUU
This is a messenger RNA of Acyrthosiphon pisum (pea aphid), 496 nucleotides long. RefSeq lists its product as uncharacterized. NCBI's taxonomy places the organism in Eukaryota, Metazoa, Arthropoda, Insecta, Hemiptera, Aphididae. The record is from RefSeq and is a predicted model, not a curated record. Bases 1 to 354 code for a protein of 117 amino acids. The transcript has 3 exons.